This is a messenger RNA of Camponotus floridanus (Florida carpenter ant), 2169 nucleotides long. RefSeq names its product putative Dol-P-Glc:Glc(2)Man(9)GlcNAc(2)-PP-Dol alpha-1,2-glucosyltransferase (gene Alg10). NCBI's taxonomy places the organism in Eukaryota, Metazoa, Arthropoda, Insecta, Hymenoptera, Formicidae. Gene Ontology annotation, cellular component: endoplasmic reticulum. Bases 302 to 1714 code for a protein of 470 amino acids. The transcript has 4 exons. The record is from RefSeq and is a predicted model, not a curated record. Gene Ontology annotation, biological process: protein N-linked glycosylation; dolichol-linked oligosaccharide biosynthetic process. Gene Ontology annotation, molecular function: dolichyl pyrophosphate Glc2Man9GlcNAc2 alpha-1,2-glucosyltransferase activity.
UUGUCUUCAGAUGUUGAUGUAAACACGAGCAUAUGCUGCGUGGAUUUUACCAUGCUUUCAAAAAUAAUAUUUAAUCAUUAGUGUAAUACAUUUUAUUACAUGGUAUAAUCGUAUUAAAUGUGCGAUGCAGUGAUACAGUUUUACGCAUUUUAAUGAGAAGGAAAUAAUAUAAUUGGUUAGGUUAGAUUAAAUUAAUCAAAAUAAGCUGCUGUGAUGAUGUAUUUAAUAUAACAGUAUUAAUUUAACGAAUGUGCAGCUAUUGAAGUUAAAUGACAUUUGUGGACACAUUUUUAAAGUAAUCAUGAGUCUCAUAUCUCAUCUCAAUUACAUGAAAUCAAACUACAAAAUGUUUAUGUAUUCCACAUUAACGUUAUUUAUUACAAGUACUAUAUUACUGUUCUUAUAUCUCAAUCGUAUUCAACCACAUUAUUUCAUCGAUGAAGCUUUUCAUAUACCGCAGACAAUACAAUACUGUGCGUGGGAUUUUACGCAGUGGGACCCAAAAAUCACUACAUUGCCAGGAUUGUAUCUUAUUACAACUGUGAUAUUAUCACCUUUUAAUAUGUGCAAUAUUACAUACAUAAGAUGUAUAAAUUUAUUUGGAACGUUCCUAAAUCUUUAUCUUAUUUAUAAUAUUAUAAAGGAAAAUUGCAAAUUUAAUGAAACAGAGCGGUGGAAUAAUUGGUUGAUACUUACGCUGGCCUACAAUAUUACCCUUUUUCCACCAUUAUACUUUUGGUGCUUUUUUUAUUAUACAGAUGUUAUAUCUGUAAAUAUAGUACUCGUAAUGUUGUUUCUGCACCAACGUAAGCACAUAAAAAUGACAGCAUUUGCAGGUUUAAUAGCUGUACUUGUUCGUCAAACAAAUAUCAUUUGGCUUGGCUUCCUUACUGUAGAACAUGCGUUAGAUAUAUUUGGUAAUAAGAUGGAACAGCCAGUCUCACCACAAGUGCUCAAUACUCCAUUGCACUUUCGUUUGUUAUGGAAGCAGAUAAUGUACGAGUUACGCAAGGGGCCGUUAUCCUUUAUCAAAUUUAUUGUAGAAGAAUGUCAUAGUCUAUUUCUUUAUAUAAUGGUGUGCUUGAUGUUUGUCGCCUUCGUCGUGUGGAAUAAAGGCAUAGUAAUCGGCGAUCGAACCGCCCACGUCGCAACGAUUCACGUUUGUCAGAUAUUCUAUUUUUCGGCUUUCGUCUCUCUAUUUUCGUGGCCGUACGUGAUGCCUCAUUGGCGAACAUGUUUGCAUUUUCUUCGCCGAUACUGGAUUUUCGCCAGUUGCGUCGUUGUAUUAAUGGCCACGGUGAUUCAUUUUAAAACACUCGUUCACCCCUAUGUUUUGGCCGAUAAUCGACAUUAUUUAUUCUACGUAUGGAAUCGAUUCAUGGGCCGAUACGCGAUGUUCAAGUAUUUGUUGAUACCGGUUUACUUCGCGAGUCUAUUCGCCAUAUCGCGAAAUAUCAGUCAUUUGAGAUUUCUUACACAGAUUAAUUAUAUUAUUUGCGUAUGCAUGAUUCUGAUACCUCAGUUACUAGUAGAACCACGUUACUUUAUUCUUCCUUACAUUUUUUAUCGCUUAAAUAUGAAAAGGCCGGAAAAAUGGCAGAUUUACUUAGAAUCGCUCACGACUUGUACAAUUAAUUUUUUGCAAUUUUUUAUUUUCUCUAAUAAAGUGUUCUACUGGGAGGAUCAGCUUUAUGCCCAACGAAUUUCUUGGUGAUAUUUAACAUGAAAACGAAUGUGCAUAAUAAAAAAAAUUAAUUUAUUUUAAUAUUAAAUAUUUUCUAUCUUCCUACUUUAUUUAUACUUAAUUUAAAGGAAGACAUUAAAUUAUCCAUGAUCGACAAUUAUACAUAUUUCGACGAACAAUAAUUGAUAUCAGAUGAAACUUGUGGCAAUACUGCUAAAUAUUUUUGUACAGUAACAAUUUGUCAGCAGUUUCGCGACACGUAUUGUCAGCAUAUAAUAUAUUAAACGUCUUCCACUGACAAUUUAAAACUUGUGUGACAAUCUAAAAUUGUUGUAUUCCCUAUUUUUAUUAUGCUCCUUCGUAAAUUAUUAUUUUUGUAAUAAUAUAAUAUCAUUUUGUUAGCAAAUAUAAAUGUUACGCGCGACGGUAUAGUGUGAAAGAUACUAAACAUUUUCAUUUUAUAAGAAACAUUUUUUUUUAUUCGU